AUGGAACGCCAGUUGGUUUGGCUUUCUACAGUCAUACUAAUGUGGUUCCAGGCAAUCCAGGGUGCUUACGGCCUUCCACAAUUUGGAAGCAAAUCGUCGCAGGCAGCCCCAGCAGCAGGAACCACUUCAUUCAAGACGCAGUAUCCUCCAAAUGCAGAUAGGAUUCUAACUCCUGCAACACAGGGGGUUUAUCACUUCAGCUUAGAACGUGACGGGCACCCAUCGCUGCAACCAUUCCCUACUGUCAUCUCAUAUAAGACGCCAACUCCAGAGACAAAUCCUUCAGGCACAGAAAUUCAUACGUCAAAGAGUCCUUUCAGUUCUGUGCCCCAGGUCGAUAACCCGGAUCCAGCUAGUUCAAGCGUGAGCCCAACGCUGCCGAGUUCUAGUUCAGACGCUGAAGGUCGUAAAGGGCCCGUUACACCUGUAGCUCUUUCGACCUCAUACCCGGAGAUUCCAGUGAAAGGCACAGAUACACCUUCGACCAUGGCCAGCCAGGAUGUGUUUCAGCCGAUCUCCUCGGAUCCCAUUCCAACGAACAUUCAGUCUAGAGACGACCACCCGGUCCCCAAGUUGGGAAUUGUUAAUGCCACCGGUCCCAUUGCAACAAACAAAUUCUACGCCGGAUUUUUCUUGGGAAAUCGGUCAUGCGCGACGUUUACUCACCCCUAUAGCAUCUCGUGGGCUCAAGGAACAGGAAACGCGGGAAGCUGGGGUAUAAGUGUCUCUCAUAUCGAAGCUGAACAGCUUGCCUUUGGUCAACCAAACCCGAAGAUUCCCGGGAGCCCAGCGAGUAACUACAUCAACCCAAUCGGAAUCCAGUCGUUGAUCUUGUCGGCUACAGAAUUGAGCAAUUCCACAGUACUCAAUGUUGAACAGCCAACCGCAUUCUCGGCUCAGAUCGUCCUGCGGCCCCAGAAUGGAUCCAGUCAGAGUAUCACAUUUCCCGUUGUCCAAGGUAUGGGAUACGUGACUGGAGUGUACAAUGACUUGCAGCCAAAUAUCCAAAGCAGCAUAGGCUUUCAAAAAGUGGUAUCAGCAGGCUCUCCGCGACCCGGUGUCUUCAAAUAUCGGGUAACAUUGGAGGACAAUAAAUCUUGGCUCGUGUAUGUCAUACCUGCCAAUGGAACAGAUCCUGACCUACGACUUGAGUCGAAUACCCUUCUUUGUGGGCCUAGUGGCUUCUCAGGGAUCGUUCAGGUUACCAAAAACCCUGCCGGCGAUGCUGGCGAGAAAUUCUUUGACAAUUCUGCCGGUGUCUAUCCCGUGACAGCAAAUGUAACUGGAUCGGUUUCAAACACCACCGGAACAUACAGCUUCAACUGGGAGAAAGCUGGGAAGGAUGCAUCGAGUACUCCUCUCUUGAUGUUUGCAUUGCCACACCAUGUCGAGUCAUUUGACGACAACACAAGAGCUCGUCAGAUUGCCCUUCAGCUUCGAACUACUACGAAGGGCAACGCCACCGCGGUGAUAGGAGAGAGUUGGACUAUGGUGGAACCGGAUCUUCCAGUGGACAUGGGGUUCGCACCCUGGUCUCCCACCCGUGGUAGUGUCACAAACUUUUCACCGGCUAUACAACAAGUCAUUCGUGAUAUCGCUCCCACCGAAUUACAACAGGAUAUGGACGCCGAGACGAAUCUCGAUAGCAUGUACUUCAGUGGCAAGGCAUUGAGCAAAUUUGCUACGCUGGUCUACACAGUCAACACGUUGGCGAAUGACCCUCAAUUGGCCGCUUCAGCCCUGAGUACUCUCAAGGCAUGCUUUGCUCGAUUCGUCACUAAUCAUCAAAAAUGGCCCCUGGUCUAUGACAAUGUGUGGAAGGGGGUCGUAUCUUCUGCCACUUACGCGACCAACGAUUCCGGGGUCGACUUCGGCAAUUCAUACUACAAUGAUCACCACUUCCAUUACGGAUACUUCAUCCACGCUGCCGCCAUAAUCGGCUCCCUCGACCCCAGCUGGAUUGAUGAGAACAAAGCCUGGGUUAAUAUGCUUGUGCGUGACGCUGGCAAUUCCGCGGCCAACGAUCCCUUGUUCCCGUUUUCUCGAGCGUUUGACUGGUUUCACGGGCACUCGUGGGCGAAGGGACUCUUCGCGUCCUGGGAUGGCAAAGACCAAGAGUCCACGUCCGAAGAUGCUAUGUUUGCCUAUGCAGUCAAGAUGUGGGGCAACACCAUCGGGGACAAGAGCAUGGAAGCGCGAGGAAACCUCAUGCUCGCGCUGCUCAAGCGAUCUCUGCGCAAUUACUUCCUGAUGGAGAGCACAAACACCAACCAGCCGGCCCAGUUUACCGCCAAUAAAGUGUCUGGCAUUAUGUUUGAAAACAAGGCGGACCAUACCACCUACUUCGGGACUAAUCUCGAGUAUAUCCAAGGGAUUCACAUGUUGCCAAUUCUCCCUUGUUCCGCUUACACAAGAAACCAGAAGUUCGUAACUGAGGAGUGGAAUGCGAUGUUCGCACCUAAUGCUUCAGAUCCUGCAUCAACUGUGACGGGAGGCUGGAAAGGUAUUCUCUAUGCCAAUCUGGCCAUCAUUGACCCAAAAACAUCCUAUCAGUUCUUCUCCCAACCCAACUUUGACUACAGCUGGAUCGAUGGCGGCGCCAGCCGGACCUGGUAUCUAGCGUAUGCGGCAGGUCUGGGUGGAUCUCCCUGA
Molecule: messenger RNA, 2652 nt
Organism: Rasamsonia emersonii CBS 393.64
Lineage: Eukaryota; Fungi; Ascomycota; Eurotiomycetes; Eurotiales; Trichocomaceae
Product: Endo-1,3(4)-beta-glucanase
Exons: 6
Coding region: 1-2652 (883 amino acids)
Cellular component (GO): cell surface
Molecular function (GO): endo-1,3(4)-beta-glucanase activity; glucan endo-1,3-beta-D-glucosidase activity
Source: RefSeq, a predicted model, not a curated record